This is a messenger RNA of Jaculus jaculus (lesser Egyptian jerboa), 1800 nucleotides long. It is a transcript of the gene C15H10orf67, whose product is annotated as chromosome 15 C10orf67 homolog. The record is from RefSeq and is a predicted model, not a curated record. The transcript is spliced from 14 exons. Lineage: Eukaryota; Metazoa; Chordata; Mammalia; Rodentia; Dipodidae. Bases 1 to 1800 code for a protein of 599 amino acids.
AUGGCUGAGGCAGAGGCCCAGAGCCUAGAGGAUGGGACUGAAACACAGGGUUGCCGGAAGAUCCUUGACCACCUCCAGGCAGCUAUCAACCAAUUUCAGUUCAGCUCCAGAUUUAGCAUUUCAGAUAAUUUAAAGGUUGGCUUUUUUACCUCAGACCAUGCUACUCAGACAGAUUCCACUGAAAUUUUGCCAUUAAAAGAGUUGACUUCAUCAACAGAAAAAUUACUGCAGAUGACUACAUCACUUCAGGUGGAUUUUGGGUUUCUUAAAGAAUUGAUUCAACUAAAGUUUGAGGACCGACUUAAAGAGGAGUCUUGGAAGAUCUUUAGUGUUCUACAUGAGCGAGUUGUGGAAGUGGAAAAACACUAUCAACAGAAUGAAGAUAGCAUAAGAAAAAGCUUUCAGCAGCAAUUAGCUGAUGCCAUAGCUAUUGUCAAAGGAAUGUACAAGAAAUUUUAUGAUGUAGAAGAAGAGAAAGCUGCUUUGCAAGAUGCAACAAAUAUUAGAUUGACUGUUUUGUCAAGAAAACUGAGGGAGAAGGAAGAAAUUAUUAAGGAAUUAAGAGAAGAACUAGAGCAAUAUGAAGAUAGUAGAUUUUUUAAAGUUGACUCUUUUGCCAAAGAGACCAACUCUCCAAAACCAACCUUUGAAAAGGACAAUUUGGAUUACAAACUGGAAAAUGAGAGACUGCUCCAAAUCAUUGUAGAACUCGAAGAAGAAGUCCAGAUCAAUGCAAAAGAAAACGCAGUAUUAGAAGAUGAACUUAUAUGUAUGAAAGAGAUUGCAGAUCAGGAUCAGCGAACUAUUCAAAAGUUAAUGGAUAGUAGAGACAGAUUAAAAUAUGAGCUUGACUGUGAGAGAUUAGCAGUUCAAGAUUUGAUUAUGAAGCAGAAAGAAGACAUGGAAAUAAGAAAAAAGUAUGCCAGCCUAAGCAUGAGGGGCAUGAAAGCAGCCAAGGGAAGAGAAGCCUCUUUGUCCCCAUGGUCUUCACAGACCAGAGGUACGUUCAGGAGCUCCAGGAGCAUGGCACUUGGGAGGCCACAGUCUGUUUUCAUUGGUACAUCGCCUGCUCCCAUCAGUAGAUCACCUGCUCUCACCAGUAGAUCGCCUGCUCCCAUCGGUAGAUCACCUGAUCCCAUCAGUAGAGCACCUGCUCCCAUUGGCACAGCACCUGCUCCCAUUGGCACAGCACCUGCUCCAAUCAGCGCAUCACCUGCUCCCAUUGGCACAUCACCUGCUCCCAUUGGCACAUCACCUGCUCCCAUUGGCACAUCACCUACUCCCAUUGGUACAUCACCUGUUCCCAUUGAUACAUCAUCUGUUCCCAUUGAUACAUCACCUGUUUCCAUCAGUACAUCACCUGUUAGUACUAAGAAAGCUAAAGCUUCAAAGAAAAUUGCAAAGCAACUUAAGAUGGUUGCCUUGACUUACCGCAUUCUGAUUCCUUGUGUCAUCUUGGUGCUGUACCACUGGUAUGGCCCAAAGGGCCCAGACAGCUUCUCAGAGUUGGAGGAUUUGGUUACUAUUUUUGAUUUGCCCCCAGAGGAUGAAGACAAAAAACAUUUGGAGAGUCAAAUAGAAGCACUGAAAACUAGCUUAGAGUAUGAGAAGAGAAAGAUGGAAAGAUUUAGAAAGGAAGCAGAGCGGAUAAACAAAAACUGGGAGAGGAAAUUCUUUAUCCUUAGGAACAGCUUCCAUGUCCUUAAGGAUGAGAUGUUUACAAGACACACACUGUUUCGCCAGUUUGCAGUGCUUGCUGAAACUUCCUUUAAUUAUGUUGUAAGUACAUAUAAUGCUUAG